GAAAACAGAGCAGUUUGUGGUAAUAAAUAGAGACUGGAAUAACAGCAUCUGGAUCCCACAAGAAGUCUCCAGGGAGACUACCAUUCCCACAACAAGGAUCUUUUGGACAUUUUAAAGGACUACACACAGGAGCUACUUUCUUCACAAGGGACCUAAGAUACUGUGGUUUGAUUUUUAAGUCAGCCCUUGUAAUACAGAUGUGGACUUCAGGUAGAAUGAGCAAUGCAAAGAACUUGCUUGGACUUGGAAUGUCCUUGUAUUUUUGGGGACUGAUGGACCUUACUACAACUGUGCUGUCAGGAAGUGCCAGGCCCCUCACUGAAGGGCAGGAAGACAACCUGUCAGACAAGCUACAUCAGCGCAUGAAGAGGAGCUGGGUGUGGAACCAGUUCUUUGUUCUGGAGGAGUACACAGGAACCGACCCUCUUUAUGUUGGGAAGCUCCACUCUGACAUGGACAGGGGAGACGGUUCAAUCAAAUACAUCCUCUCAGGAGAGGGAGCUGGCAUUGUAUUUACAAUUGAUGAUACGACAGGGGAUAUUCAUGCCAUUCAACGACUGGACCGGGAAGAAAGGUCACAGUACACCCUCAGAGCACAGGCUCUGGACAGACGAACGGGCCGGCCAAUGGAGCCAGAGUCAGAGUUCAUCAUCAAAAUCCAAGACAUUAAUGACAAUGAACCCAAGUUCCUGGAUGGACCUUAUAUAGCCUCUGUUCCAGAAAUGUCACCUGUGGGCACCUCUGUUAUCCAGGUGACAGCAACAGAUGCUGAUGACCCAACCUAUGGGAACAGUGCAAGAGUAGUGUACAGUAUUCUCCAAGGACAACCAUAUUUCUCUGUGGACUCUCGGACAGGCUUAAUUAGAACAGCUCUAAUGAACAUGGACAGAGAAGCAAAAGAAUAUUAUGAAGUGAUUAUCCAGGCCAAGGAUAUGGGUGGACAGCUGGGAGGAUUAGCUGGAACAACCACAGUCAACAUCACCCUCUCUGAUGUCAAUGACAACCCACCCAGAUUUCCACAGACCUGUUUUUUGCUCCCCUCUCCCUCUCUGCUGCUUGUACCAGAGCAUUAUCAGAUGAGCGUGCUGGAGUCUGCUCCUGUCAGCUCCACUGUGGGCCGCGUGGUUGCUAAAGACCUGGAUGAAGGCAUAAAUGCAGAGAUGAAAUACAGCCUUGUGGAUGGAGAUGGACUGGAUGUCUUUGAUAUUAACACUGAUCCUAAUUACCAAGUUGGCAUCAUAACUGUGAGAAAGCCUUUAAGUUUUGAGAGCAAGAAAAGCUACACCUUGAAAGUAGAGGGUGCCAACCCCCACCUGGAAAUGCGGUUCUUGAACCUUGGUCCCUUUCGCGACACCACCACCGUCCACAUCACUGUGGAGGACGUAGAUGAACCUCCUGUGUUUGAGCCCAGCUUCUACUUCGUGGAAGUGCCUGAGGAUGUGGAGAUUGGAACCACCAUACAGACCAUUAUUGCCAAGGACCCAGAUGUGACCAACAACUCCAUCAGAUACUCAAUUGACAGGAGCAGCGAUCCAGGGCGGUUCUUUUAUGUCGACAUUACAUCAGGAGCACUGAUGACUGCAAGACCUCUUGAUCGGGAAGACGUUUCUUGGCACAACAUCACUGUGCUGGCCAUGGAGCUGAACAACCCCUCUCAGGUGGGCAGCGUCUCCGUGACAGUGAAAGUCCUGGAUGUGAAUGACAACGCGCCGGAGUUUGCAAGGUUUUAUGAAGCUUUUGUUUGUGAAAAUGCCAAAGCAGGGCAGCUGAUCCAGACAGUGAGUGCCAUCGACAGGGAUGACCCACAGGAUGGUCAGCACUUCUACUAUAGCUUGGCUCCGGAGGCAGCUAACAACCCCAACUUUACUCUAAGGGACAAUCAAGAUAACACGGCAUGGAUUUUGACGAGGCGCUCUGGUUUCAAACAACAUGAGCAGAACACCUUUUACCUCCCCAUCCUGAUCAGUGACAACGGCCGCCCCGUGCUGAGCAGCACAGGCACGCUGACUGUGCACGUGUGCAGCUGCGAUGACGACGGCAUGGUGAUGUCCUGCAAUGCAGAGGCCUAUGUCCUCCCCGUCAGCCUGAGCAGAGGGGCACUCAUUGCGAUCCUUGCCUGCAUCUUUGUCCUGCUCGUGCUGGUUCUCCUCAUCCUGUCCAUGCGGCGGCAGCGGAAGCAGCCAUACAUCAUCGAUGAAGAGGAGAACAUCCACGAGAACAUCGUCAGGUAUGACGACGAGGGUGGCGGGGAGGAGGACACAGAGGCCUUCGAUAUUGCUGCCAUGUGGAACCCGCGGGAGGCCCAGUUGGUGGUGAAAAACCGGCAGGAUAUGCUCCCUGAAAUAGAGAGCCUCUCCCGAUACGUGCCUCAGGCGUGCGUCAUGGACAACAACGUCCACAACUAUGUGCUUGCUAAGCUGUACGAAGCUGACAUGGACCUGUGGGCACCUCCCUUUGACUCCCUCCAGACAUACAUGUUCGAAGGGAAUGGCUCGGUGGCGGAGUCACUCAGCUCCCUACAGUCGGUGACGACAGACUCAGACCAGAGCUACGACUACCUGACAGACUGGGGGCCGCGCUUCAAAAAGCUGGCCGAGAUGUACGGUGCUACGGACAGCAGUGGGGCUCUGUGGUAACAGACGAGGAAUGGCAGAGGGGUUUCCAUGCAAAACGGUGUCCAGUUAGGUCCAUUCUCAUCAAAUGCUUCCAUGAACGUGAGUGAGGCCUCCUAAAAAAUAGCAAUACGGUACUUGGAUGAGAAUGGGAAGAAGGGUGCGACUGAAGGUCUCUCUGGAUCAGCUUUACUCAGUUAAAUUAAGUCACAUUUGUGAAACAGUGUGAAGCAGAAGGAAGAAAGUUUUUUCCUGUUUCAUACAGCAAAAUUGGGAAGCUCCACAGCUGGAAUAUAAUGACAUUUAUUCUCUUUCUCCCUUUCUCUCUCCCUCGUACAUGGCAGCUUACUGAGCUCUGUACUUCUGGGUUCAAAGAUCUACGAACUCCAACUGUAAUCUCCAAUUCACUAAGAAAUUGCCAGCAGAGAAAAUCUGUUCCCCACCAGUUAUUUUUUCCACAUUAAAAAGGAAAAAAAAAAUAAAAUAAAUUGCUUGCUAACAAGAGGAAGAAAAAAAAAAGAAAAAAUCCCACAAAGCAGAAAAUUGAAAAUGGAAUCUCGGAAGGCUCUUUGUAAAGUAAAGCUUCUCUCUUUGUUGGCAACGGAGUCCUUUUAUAAUCCUUCAUAAACAAGGCUGAGGAGUUUUUUUCCACCUGGCUGAGAGGGCUGGGGAAGAGGCUUUGAAUUUCUGCUCUAGUUUAAUGGCUGAUCUAUAAGUCAUUGGCGUUAACACUAAUCCAUUUCCUAUCAGGAUCGUGUAAAUUUAUUCUUGGCUCCUUAAAACCAUGACUCCACUAAACUGUUCAGAACAAAACCAGAAAAUCUGCCUCUUUUGCACUGUAGAUGUCUCUUCCAUGUGCCAAAUGUGAAGAUUAGAUUCUACCAAUGAAAGCCAAAUAAAUUUUUAAAAAGAAAAAGCUAUAUUUGGUAGCUACAUGGGUUAGAUGGGCUUUCCUAAUCUGUGUGAGGUCAAUUCAAGGGAUGUUUACAUACUGUAGAUAACCUACUUGAACAAAUGCAGUAUUAUAGACCAAUAAAUGGAUGUAAGAAAAUUACAUGUAUAAGUUUUGUAUAUUUGUUAAUUUUGGUAAUAAAUAUGAUGUACUGCAUACAGUACAGUACCUUAGCACCUCUUUUAAUAAAAGUUAAACAGAA
Neopsephotus bourkii (Bourke's parrot) is the source of this 3766-nucleotide messenger RNA. It is a transcript of the gene CDH20, whose product is annotated as cadherin 20. NCBI's taxonomy places the organism in Eukaryota, Metazoa, Chordata, Aves, Psittaciformes, Psittacidae. Gene Ontology annotation, cellular component: adherens junction; plasma membrane; catenin complex. Gene Ontology annotation, molecular function: cadherin binding; calcium ion binding. The transcript is spliced from 12 exons. Gene Ontology annotation, biological process: cell-cell junction assembly; multicellular organism development; adherens junction organization. Bases 198 to 2636 code for a protein of 812 amino acids. The record is from RefSeq and is a predicted model, not a curated record.